This is a messenger RNA of Pan troglodytes (chimpanzee), 5030 nucleotides long. It is a transcript of the gene MCTP2, whose product is annotated as multiple C2 and transmembrane domain containing 2. NCBI's taxonomy places the organism in Eukaryota, Metazoa, Chordata, Mammalia, Primates, Hominidae. Gene Ontology annotation, biological process: regulation of neurotransmitter secretion. Gene Ontology annotation, cellular component: synaptic vesicle membrane. The transcript has 18 exons. Bases 2138 to 3658 code for a protein of 506 amino acids. The record is from RefSeq and is a predicted model, not a curated record. Gene Ontology annotation, molecular function: calcium ion binding.
CUGAUGUUUUUGCAAUUAUUUUAGGGGGGUGAAACAUUUUAUGGAGUCUUAAAAUAUCUGUUUUUUAAUACAAUGCUCUUCUUUGAGGAACCGGAAAGGAAAUUUGUUAAGGAAUUAUUUCUUUUGUGUUAUUAAGAUGAUCAGGCAUACAUUUGCAGCAUUUUGGUUUCUUCUUUCUUCUUUUACUUUUAGCUACCAAGUUUUCCAUUGGGAGUUCUUUUGGGAAGAUAGAAAUUUUAAUGUUCUCUAGUCUAGUACCUGCAAAUUUCUAGUUGAUACAGUACCUAUCAAAGAUGUCUGUAACAUCAGUGAAGCAUUAGACUUUGUCACAAUGUGAUUGGGACUCUUCUUUUGAGCAAAAAUGUGGAUACAAAUCAUAAUCUUAUUUUAUUUGGGUUUAUAUUUUAUAAUUCUAAGGCUAUAUUAGAACAAAAGCAUCUUUGAUGAUGACUUAUUUGAAAAGUAUUUUUAAAGCCAAUUGAAGUACCUGCUUUUUAAGAUGUAUUAUAAUUUAGCAUGUUUAUAAUCCAAUAUAAAAAUAUAAAGCCUAUUUAUAAUUAGGUCUCCAGUAAUGCUUCUUGAAUUGAGGCAGUGGGGUGGGUGAGGAGAAUAUUUUUCUUUUGACAUCACUUAUGCUUCUAGUUGUAGCUUUUUAUGAUGAAAACCGUGAUUGAUUUACUAGUAAACUCAGAGAAGAUAGCUUAAAGCAGUAGGAAAACUGUAGUGUGACUUUUCAAUUACCUUUUCAAAGAUUCAACUAAAUAUCUGCUAUUUUUAAUUUGAAUUCCUUUUAUUACUUCUUUUUAAAAAGUGGCACUGUUGACACUUGCGACCUCAAUAAAAGAGAUAUUUUAAUGUUAAAAUGUCUUAAAUUAAUGUUGAAAAUAAAAGUAUUUUUUCGCAUCCCACCUAAAGAAGGAGGGAUUUUCUUUAGCUGCUUCUUGAUCUUGACAGCAUUGCUGCUGCAUCCGUGACUCUGGGUUCAGUGUCAGUGAUACGUUAUCUUUGAGGUAGCCUUUGUCGCUUUAGAACCAAGCUGAAAAAAUCUCAUCAUUUCUGUACCAACAUUUCUAGUUGCUGGUCAAUGCAAUGUAAGUGGAUUUCCCCUGAAGAUUAUUAUUUUCUGGUUUCUAAUGUAUUGGGAAGACAUAUUGGCAAAGUGGAUCGGUCAUUUACCUAAAGGUAUUUUUUUCUUAAGAAAAAUAGUAAAUGUGGUCUGCUCAAUUAGAUUUAUAAUUGAGUUGUAAACCUCCCAAAUUUAUCCAAGUUGUAACAACCAGUUAGCUUGUUAACCAGCCACAGUGGAGCUUUGCAGUACUGAAUGGUGACAGGAGUGAUGAGAGGGUUUUGCUUGGAGAGAAUUUGUAGACCAAAUUCAGCAGCCUUAGCAUGACAGAGGAGAGAUCAAAAGAGAACAGUGGUGAAGUUUCUUGCUAUUUAGAAAUUUUUUUCCUUUUCCUUAGAUACUGCAUUAGCACAUUUUCUUAAUUAUGCAAUAAUUAUUCAUAUUUUGUCUAGUGUUUUGAAUACUGAGAUUUACUCGAAGUAAAUGGAAUUAUUUUUUUCUAGCAUCUAAAACUAUGGAAACCUAAACAUCAACUAUCAGUGGUCAUGAAUUUCUUAAACAUUUUUAUAAUAUCUGAGUAUUUCAAGCAGAAGAAACCUUUCUGCUUUUUUAGAGAGAAUAAUACAGUGUUUUAAGAUAAUUUUUAAAAAUGUACUUCUAAAGAUUGAACAGUAUUUUUAUGUCAUGGCUUUUUCAUACUGAAUACUUAGAGAAAAUGAUGUAACACAACCACAUACAUGUGACUCUUUGUUGUUGUUUCUAUUUUCUUGCUCAAAUAUGCUUUCUCUAUAACCUCAGAACUUGGAUAUUAAUUAUCUGAAUGUAACCUGGACCAUCUAACAUAAUAUAAUUACAUUGAUAAUGAUUCUAUCUUCCUCUGUUUUAUUUUGCCAUUUUCACCAUUCCGCGGACACAAAUCUUUAGCGUUGGUCAAAUCGGAAGCGAUUAAGUGCCAGCAAGUCCUCUUUGAUACGCAACCUACGGCUCUCUGAGUCCUUGAAAAAGAACCAACUCUGGAACGGGAUUAUAAGUAUAACUUUGUUGGAAGGGAAGAAUGUCUCAGGAGGAAGCAUGACAGAGAUGUUUGUCCAGUUAAAACUGGGAGAUCAGAGGUAUAAAAGUAAGACACUGUGUAAGAGUGCAAAUCCGCAGUGGCAGGAACAGUUUGACUUUCACUACUUCUCUGACAGGAUGGGCAUUUUGGACAUUGAAGUGUGGGGAAAGGACAACAAAAAGCAUGAGGAACGUCUGGGCACGUGUAAAGUGGAUAUCUCGGCACUCCCUCUGAAGCAAGCCAACUGCCUGGAGCUGCCACUGGACAGCUGUCUGGGGGCUCUCCUUAUGUUGGUCACACUUACACCCUGUGCGGGGGUCUCCGUCUCUGAUCUGUGUGUCUGCCCCUUCGCAGACCCCAGCGAAAGAAAGCAGAUUACCCAGCGAUAUUGCUUACAGAACUCCCUGAAAGAUGUGAAAGACGUCGGCAUUCUACAAGUGAAGGUUUUAAAGGCAGCAGAUCUCUUAGCGGCAGAUUUCUCAGGGAAGAGUGACCCAUUUUGCUUGUUGGAGUUAGGCAAUGACCGACUUCAGACGCACACCGUCUACAAAAACCUCAACCCUGAAUGGAACAAAGUUUUUACAUUUCCCAUUAAAGAUAUCCAUGAUGUUUUGGAAGUGACAGUGUUUGAUGAAGAUGGAGAUAAACCCCCAGAUUUUCUUGGAAAAGUUGCCAUUCCCUUGCUGUCCAUUAGAGAUGGACAACCAAAUUGUUAUGUACUAAAGAAUAAAGAUUUAGAACAAGCUUUUAAAGGAGUUAUUUACUUAGAGAUGGACCUUAUAUAUAAUCCGGUGAAAGCAAGUAUUAGGACUUUUACUCCCCGGGAAAAGCGCUUUGUUGAAGACAGCCGCAAGCUGUCCAAAAAGAUCUUAUCAAGAGAUGUGGACCGUGUGAAAAGAAUCACUAUGGCAAUAUGGAAUACAAUGCAAUUCCUUAAAAGCUGCUUCCAGUGGGAAUCCACAUUAAGAAGUACAAUAGCAUUCGCGGUAUUUUUGAUCACUGUCUGGAACUUUGAACUAUAUAUGAUCCCCUUGGCAUUGUUGCUGAUCUUUGUCUACAAUUUCAUCAGACCUGUGAAAGGCAAGGUCAGCAGCAUCCAGGACAGCCAGGAGAGCACAGACGUAGAUGACGAGGAUGAUGAAGAUGACAAGGAAUCUGAGAAAAAGGGGUUGAUUGAAAGAAUCUAUAUGGUACAGGAUAUUGUUUCAACUGUUCAAAACAUCUUGGAGGAAAUAGCUUCUUUUGGAGAAAGGAUUAAAAACACAUUUAACUGGACGGUCCCCUUCCUUUCAUCUCUGGCCUGUUUGAUUCUGGCAGCAGCCACCAUCAUUUUGUAUUUCGUUCCACUGCGGUACAUCAUUUUAAUCUGGGGCAUAAAUAAAUUUACUAAGAAGCUUCGAAAUCCCUAUUCCAUCGACAAUAAUGAGCUACUAGACUUCCUCUCUAGGGUACCGUCUGAUGUUCAAAAGGUGCAGUAUGCAGAAUUGAAACUCUGCAGCAGCCACAGCCCCCUGCGGAAGAAGCGCAGCGCUCUCUAGGGCACACACCGACUUUGGACAGCAGCACCCAAUAUUGUGUUUGGUUGAGUAGACCAAUGUUAUGGCUGUUUCAGUGGUACCCAAGGUGUCCUUCUGAAAUGCAUGCCCUGUGGCACCCUCUGUAUACUUCCUCCUCCUUCACGUGCACAGACAUACACACAUGUGCACACACCCUCAUGCAUGGGUGUCCUAGUUGCGUAGAGGGUCAGCCCAGCAAAAAGCAACAAUCCCAAGACUGUGAAAGACUAACAUCCAUUCUGAAAUAGGAGAUAACGAGGCUGCCAUGGAUCUGAGCACCACCUUCCUUGAGAACAGCCAGGAGCCCACUUGGAUUCAAGAGUGACUUUGAACUUGUUUUCACACCUCCAACAGACUCUCAUUAAGAUUCAGUUAUUUCCGCUCCCCAGCCCCACACUCCUUUCAGAUUAUCGUUCAUGGGCGUAAGUCUUUUCUCAGAGUUAACAAGUCUUUGGUAGUCAUCCUCUGUCCAAAUAUUGUAUAUUAUUAAAAGGCAUUUUUAAUAAUUACCAGAAUUAGCUCAAACCUUUAGGGAUCUUUCAGCCAUGAUUAUUAAGGAUAUGUAUGUGAAUUUUUGGGAAACCUCUCAGUGCUGGAUGCCAGCCUACAGCAGGGUCCAUUGCUGGCAAUGGAUGGCCCAGGAAGGUCCCUAGAGAUCACUCACUUGAAAAAUGAGGGUCCCAUGAAAGUAUUUGGUUGCCUUCUGAUGCCGCUUCUUCUCACUUUACUUUUUGCUUAUUUUCAAAAUAUUAUAAAAUGUCAACAUAUAAUUUCAGAAAGGCAGGUGGGGGUAGGGGAGAAAUGAAUGAAUAAAUUCUCUAGGUAUUUAGAAAGAUAAGAAACUGAAGACCGAGAGACUAAUAAGGCUGCUUACCUAAUUAUUAUAAUCAUUUCAUUUGCCUGAAUGUUUUAAGCAGGAAGUAGAAAUACUUUGGCUGCCCAAAUGUAUCUUUUGUUCCUCUUAGAAGUAAAAUAAGCUACAUACAAUAAAAAUUUAUUUCAGAACCCCAUUUCUAGAAAAUACCACCCCAGAGUCCUCAUUUGGUAGCAUCUGUCUCCUGCAGACCUCAUCAUUCCACACUAUUUCCCUGCCAUGUAAAAAUCCUGACUUUGUGCGUAUAUAAAAUGUAUGCAAUUAAGUCUGUUUAAAUGAUAUUUAAGUUUUAAAGACUGUAUUUUGUUGACACAUACUUUGUGCAGUUUUUAUGUAUGUAUGUAUUAUUUAAAAAGUUAAGGUUAAAAAGAUCUCAUUUAAUAGUGAGUUUACUAUUUUUUUUUGUCUCUGGGUUGUAAUUUAAUAAUCUUCAAACAAAAUGUUUACGAAAAAUGCCAAAGAUUCUAAAUCUUAUCAUCA